Molecule: messenger RNA, 705 nt
Organism: Beauveria bassiana ARSEF 2860
Lineage: Eukaryota; Fungi; Ascomycota; Sordariomycetes; Hypocreales; Cordycipitaceae
Exons: 3
Coding region: 1-705 (234 amino acids)
Source: RefSeq, a predicted model, not a curated record
AUGGCUUCAUCACCGCCGAAAGCAGAAGUCUGCAACACGACCCGAUUCGAAGAGCUGUAUAAAGGAUCGCUGAAUCCUGCUACGGAGAACCUGGCGCUUGCCUCGCUAUUCCUUCUCCGCCUUUUCCGACAGCACGAAAUACCUUUGGACUAUCUUGAGGGAUGGGCUGUGCAUCUGAGAGGGGGCCAGAGAAUGACACGAAAUGUUGGUAUUGCUGUUGCAACGAGUAUGAGCCGUCUCAAAACGGUUCUUCUCGGAGAGAGAAGGGUCUGUUUUCCGGAGAAUCCUAGACAAACUUGCAUCCACAUCUUUGUCCACACCGGCAUGCCUUGGGACCAGGGGAGCGCAACCCCUUCCACAGUCGGCGUAGAUGUCAUAAUCCAGGGCAACCUAGGAACACCAGCAAACCUCACGGACGGCAUCACCAAGAUCGUUCCAGUUCCGGCAGGAACACAUAGUCAGCAGGCGGCAGUACUCAAAAUUUUGUACCAGUUCAAAGCAAAAUUACAGGCCUAUGCUGACAGACGGAGCAACACGGAUCGCGACUUUGAAGAUCUCCAGUUCCUACUAUUUACCAACAUUGGAACUAUCGCCUUGACAAGUUUCCAAUUCGACUUGGAGCAACGAAGGACAUUUUUUCAAGAUUUGUUAGUCUAUUAUCCCAAUUAUAAAGACACAUUGCUGGUAGCACUGUACUUGACCUGA